AUAAUCGAGGUAUAUUAUCGGUGUCAGAGUUAUGAAGGCAGGGGGCGUGUCCCUGCGCUACGCAGUCACGCACAUGCGCCGAACGCGCGCGGAAAUUCAAAAGUUCUUCCUUCAGUUGAACGAAGCGCCUUCAGGAGAGGAGCCGUGUGUUACUGCAGCUCUGUCACUGAGUAAGAGGAUGGAAAAGCAGACGGAUAAAAAUCCAAAGAGACUGAGAGACCCUCUGGAGGAGAACACCUCCGCCUCUAACGAGCUGGAGGCGGUGUUAAAGAGAAGACGCUUGGCUGCAGGAGGAGUUGAGAAUCAUAAUCCUGAGCAGCGACCGGUGAGGUCUCCAGCUCGAUCACGCCGUCUGGAGUCAGAGGUGAAACCAGACACGCCCGCUAUCGCAUCUGUCCAACUCAGAGUUCAGCAGUUCACCCAGAGACGGGAUGUUGGAGCUGCACUGGUCCAGCGCUGUAUGUCUGAUCCCGGGACAGAGAGUCCCUCCAGCACUUUACUGCGAGAUGUCUGUCACAUAGGUGAAGGAGAGUUUAGCUCUCGGUUGGAUCGCUUUAAUACCCCGACCCCAGAGAGUAGCCCCAUCCCGGCCACACCCAGCACACGCCAGCUCUCCAACUUUGUCCACAACAUGCAGCAGCAGCUCAAUGACACCAUGACCCCCAGCACCAAGGAGGCUUCCCGUAUACGCCAGGCUCGAGAGGAUGAGCUGAAGUCCCUCAGAGUGCAACCGCUCACAGAGAACAUGUGGCUCAAGAGGAGCUUCUCUGACCCUUCACUGGCCGAGAGGGUUACACCUCCAGGCAGCUCUUGUGUUUGCCAGAGGACCAGAAAAAUCCCUUGGCCUCCAUUACAGUUUGAGAAUGAUGAUUCCAGCAUCAGUCAAGAACCUGAGUGCAGUUUAAACUUCAGUGGUGUGAAUGAGAGGACAGUGGACGGUUUCAGUGGCUCGUCUACCUUCACUGCAGAGAUACAGCAUCCUGCUUCGGAGCUUAGUCCUCCAGAAUCCAUGCUGUGUCCCCAUGAGGGAAUGAGCACUUCGGCCCUCAUCGACAAGAUGUUUGAAGAUGUCCUGCAGGCUGCUGACAGAGAAGAGGAUGAAGAGAAAGAGGAGAAAGAGCAAGGGAAUGAGCACAUGGUCUCUGAGAGCAUACAGGAAGCUAACGUGGAGACUGCUGAAAAUGAGCCGAAGUCUCCGAAUCCUAGCCCUGGAGGAGAUGGAGCUUGUGACGGAGAACAGAAAGAGUGCAAGAAGAACUCAAACGAAGAAGACGAAGUAUCUGGAGAGGAGAGUGCAGUGUGUAAUGAGGAGGACUUCCUGUCUCUCCCACCAAGUAUCCUCUCUCCUCUCAGCAAGUCUGUGGAAGCUGUGGUCACGCCAAUGAGGUUGACUACCACUGCGCCUCCACCCAUGGUGCCAUGUGUUGCUGCAGAGGAUGUGGCCACGCCCCCUGCUCCACCCCUGUACAGUAUUGAUGCUUACCGCUCUCAGAGAAGGAACCCUCCUCCGUCCUUUCAGAGUGUAACUCCCGGAGUUGAGAAAUGGUCUGCUGAGAAAUCUAACAUCAAACCAACCGUUAACACCAAGGAAACUAUAAAGGCUCUCAGUGAAGAGGCCUCCAAGUUACAGACUGUUAUAAACCAGACUCUACAGGCCCUGAGCUGCUGCAGUGAUGAAGAACAUGGCAAAGGAUCUCUGCAGGAGGCAGAAGCUGAGAAACUCCUGCUUGUUUCCAGUGAGAAGCACGCAGCUCUGCUGGCUGAGAUCAGUCGACUGAGAGAGGGCGGAGCAGGAAGACAGCCGGACUCCCAACCUGACCAUCUGCAGCCCUGUAGAGGCACCGUCAGCAUCAAUAACAUCCAGCUGCCCCUCAAGGUGGAGUUUGUGUGCUCUGCCCGCACUGCUCGUCCGACUCACUACUUUUUCAUACUUAUCCGUUAUGGACCGUGUAACAUCGUGGCUACUCCACUGGCCACUGCUGCUGACGCUGAGAAUGGAGACACCAUCACCUUUCCUACCUCCAUCACACUGCAGGACAUUCGCUCCAACUUUGAGAUUGAUGUUGAGGUCUACAGUCUGUGCAACAGUGCAGCUAGCAGCAGCAGUGCUAAUGUUCAACAACAGCGCACUUCCACCAGAUCAAAAGCAACACCAAGGAAGCUGCUCAGCAGCAUUAAGAAAUCCACCCCAUCUUCCACCUCUGGACCUUCAUCUUCUCUGGAUCCUAGGCGCUCCAGUAACUUCUCUUUAGUGGGUUCUCACAAGAUCACCCUUUCUUCACUGGGCCAGAGCAAGUUCUUGCUGGACAAGAUGAAGUUUGAGGGCAAAAUCAGGCGGCUCCUGGGAGAUGAGUUUCAGGAAAAGGUUCCCUUCCUGUCUCCUCUGGAGGGUCACAUCUACCUGCGGCUGCACAGCGAGAGUCAUUCCAAUGUACAGCACCAAGGAUUUCUGACCAUGUUUGAGGAUGUGAGUGGAUUUGGAGCGUGGCAGCGUCUCUUCUUUAAGCUAGAAGGAGUUUUUCUCUAUUACUGGAACUACCCCAACGAGAUGAGCAACAAGUCUGCAGAGGGCAGCAUCUCUCUGAGUGGCUUUGACAGUGUGAGACCUGUGGAGAGGGACUCCUGUGCUCGGCCUCACACCUUUGAACUGGUGAACUCUAGGACCCUGCAGCAGGACCACAGCCACACCUUGACCAAGAGCUGGUUCUCAGCAGACACUCGCGAGGAGCGAUCAAAUUGGAUGGAGAAGCUUAACCAGGUGCUGCUGGACCUCCACACAUGGAGCCGACAAGUUGGUGGAGGAGAGAGCGAUGGAGCCAACACCUCGUCUAUCACAGCAACAUCGCGGGAAAGCUUCCUGUAACACGUUACUGAUACACACGCUGACACCAGAUACGUCUGUGUAAGCAAACAUCAAGGUAACUGUGAAGGUUAAAACACCCCCGGUCUGAAGGCCGAGAGUAGAGUCGUGUGUGUGUGUGUGUGUGUGUGUGUGUGUGUGUGUGUGUGUGUGUGUGUGUGUGUGUGUGUGUGUGUGUGUGUGUGUGUGUGUGUGUGUGUGUGUGUGUGUGUGUGUGUGUGUGUAAUUAUACAUGUUUUAAACGUCACGGUAUAACAGUAGUACCACACUAACUCACACUGGAGCUUUAUUGUGUGAAUCAAAAUGCAAAUACAUUUACAUUCAUCUGAGAUUCUGUGUGGGAUCUCUCUCUCUCUCUCUCUCUCUCUCUCUCUCUCUCUCUCUCUCUCUCUCUCUCUCUCUCUCUCUCUCUCUGAUCAGUCUUGGUGGAGGUCUGUUUUUCAGGUUUAAUGAAGAUAGAUGUUCAGAAGGACAUGAAUGGUAUUGAGGGUCCUUUUUGCACCAUGUAGAUGUUUAUCAGCUCUAUUUUUGCCUGAGGGAGAAUACAAUUUUCUUUUAUAUUUGUAAAGUGUGUAAUCGUUAUAAAUUCUAUUAUUUCAAGAUUAUUCCAAAUUAUUUUUAUUUUAUUGCCUUUCAUAGCAAAUUUUUCCUGACUUCAGUUAUUUCUGGUCAGUGUUUCAGUUCCGUAAGGAGGUUGUGUAUUUUUCAUAUAACUUUUAUUCUGUAAUUCUAUUGUGUUCAGGAGAGACUAACACAGAGGGAGAAAUGAAGCCAUCACAACACCACAGAUUAAACACUUAUCUGGUUAUUUCCUGCUGUGGGGUUUGUAGGGUCUUGAGCAGCAGUUUGUUUUGGAUUCAAUGAAUAUAAAUGAUAUUCUGGAAUAUUAAUCAGUAUGCGAUUAUAAAGGAGUGUAUUGUGUACUCUUCUGUCGUGUGUGUGUUUGUGUUUUCUCCUCUUCACUGACUGUAUAUAACUCUGCUAUAGCUGCUGCAGAAUAAAUACGGCUAUAAACACCUACCUGGAGACGUUUU
Messenger RNA from Hemibagrus wyckioides, 3894 nucleotides. RefSeq names its product anillin, actin binding protein 2 (gene anln2). Gene Ontology annotation, biological process: mitotic cytokinesis; actomyosin contractile ring assembly; septin ring organization. Lineage: Eukaryota; Metazoa; Chordata; Actinopteri; Siluriformes; Bagridae. Gene Ontology annotation, cellular component: actomyosin contractile ring. The transcript has 24 exons. The record is from RefSeq and is a predicted model, not a curated record. Bases 32 to 2863 code for a protein of 943 amino acids.